UUGAGUGGGUAGCAGGAGGCUAUAUAUACUCUCACCGGAGCUGUCUCUGUCAGUAGAACUCGCAGGCAGACGCAGACACUGAGCACAGAGAGCAUACGGGAGCAACUGCUAGCUUGGGGAAAGAGACGCUCCUACAGACUGCGGACUUAGCCUCAGCACCCACGGCAACUCGAGGAACAAGCAGAAAGCCAGCAAGCCACCCACUCACACACACUGAGAAUUGUCGGCUUGGACACAGGAUUUUAACAAUUAAAAUUUCAAGGGGGCCAGCCUCCAAGAGACAGACCAUCUCAUCUGUGCUCUUCGAGAGAGGAGAGAACAGGGAGGAUUCUGGGAAAAGCACUAAAGUGGGACCACCGUCCACCUGACUACCUGUCUGCAAGCUCAAACAGAGCCUCUCACGUUCUACCCCCCCCAAUGGCUGUCCGUCAGAUGGAGACGACGGGGUUCCACGUCCUGCAAGCCCACCUGCCUGCCCACCUGCUGGCUUCUGCCAUGGAGGAGUUCCCCCAGCAGCUGCCCGUGCCCAAGUGCCCUGCCCGCGGGCGGAGCCGGCCCCGCCGGGCCCGAGAGGCGCGCUUCAAGACUCAGCCUGUCACCUUUGCCGAGAUCGCUGAGGUGGAGGAGGAGGGCACAUCCCCCUUGGAGGAGGAGCGGGCCCGGCGAUCCUUCCUGCAGUCCCUGGAGAAUCUGCGGCGGAGCACACAGGCGCUGCACUGCCCUACCCGCCACACUCGCAUGGCCACGCCCACUCAGGCCAGCCUGGACUCCAGUGAUUCAGACUCGCCGCAGUGAGAUGGCGGUGGGGGGAGACCUAUGCCUUCCUGGCCUGGCACCAGCACACCCCCCACUGCUUCACACUGAAGCAUGGCUAUGUGGACCGAGCUGCUCUAAACAACCCACUCUAAUACUGUGCGUAGAUGCCACAAUCUCUAUUUAUAUAUACCUAUAUGAAUAUAUGGAUACACACUGCAAUAUUAAAUGCAUAUGAUGUAUUCUAAGAACUCUAUCAGCAAUGUAAGCAUGGCUGAUCACAUAGU
This is a messenger RNA of Megalops cyprinoides (Indo-Pacific tarpon), 1040 nucleotides long. It is a transcript of the gene c8h11orf96, whose product is annotated as chromosome 8 C11orf96 homolog. Bases 418 to 795 code for a protein of 125 amino acids. The transcript has a single exon. NCBI's taxonomy places the organism in Eukaryota, Metazoa, Chordata, Actinopteri, Elopiformes, Megalopidae. The record is from RefSeq and is a predicted model, not a curated record.